AAAUAAAGUCUCGACCCUUCCCCCUUUUUACUUAUGAUACCAAUUAGCUGCGGCUCUUCACCAUUCAAUGUCCAGCCACCGAGAUGCCUUAUGACGGCAUUACCCCGCUGCUUGUAAAAGAAUGUCCGGGAACUCGCGGUGAAGGACCCAUGAACAGUCCAGAAUAUUACGAUAUGUGGACUAAUAUCGAUACCUCCCUCGAUAUGCCUAGAUAGGCAGAGAUCUGACUGCCUUUUUACUACGAUGUUCGACGGGGCGACACGAGCUGACGAUAGGAUACCUCCAAUGACAAUUCAACAAUGACCCGGGAAUACUGCCCGGUCAGCAUGUAAUGCCAUGUAAAUGGCCGCAUGUAAUGCUACCAUGAUCAACCUUCCCUAGUUGGAUAUCGUUUGCGUUGCUUUUUGCCCUUUCCGGCCAUUUGUUUUUGUGAUUUAGUGGCAUUCGGGCACGCAAUGCUGAUUCCAAUGCUGGUGUGCUGGUGCUCUUCAGGGUCCAUUGUCUACUAUGUAGCUACUGCGUCAGCAUCCGAAAAUCCGGGUCCUCUCGUCGCUUCAAAAUAGAUAAUUAUUAGCCUUUAGCUCCUUGGCUCUUUGCUUCCAAAAAUUGGCAUUGGAAUUGGCAUUUGUCUAUUCCACCCAAAGUUAUGAAGCUGCGUUGGUUGUCAAUCGGCCUUCUGGCCGCCCUAUCUCGGGAUGCCGAUGCUAUGCAGGUUGGAAGACGGGACACUCCUCGAGAUCAGCUUCAAUACGAUGCUCACUAUUUCACCCAAAAAGUCAACCACUUCCCAAAUGAUCCGCAGUUCACCAAGUCACCACUCAGCAAUGGCACUUUCACGCAGCGAUAUUACUUCGACACUACCUACUAUAAGCCCGGUGGGCCAGUGUAUCUUUACAUUUCAGGAGAGACGAGCGGACCCAGCAGGUUUUCCAAUUUGCAGACGGGCAUUAUCCAGAUUUUGAUGCAAGCUACAAAUGGUCUAGGUGUUAUCCUCGAGAAUCGCUAUUACGGAGAAUCUUACCCCUUCAACACUAGCACCGUAGACGAAUUGCUGUUUCUCACGACAAAUCAAACUAUAGCUGACAAUGCUUACUUUGCUCAACACGCCGUAUUCCCCGGAGUUGAUGGUGACCUUACCGCUCCCGGAACUCCGUGGAUCCUUUACGGAGGUAGCUUAGCAGGCGCUCAGACUGCUCUGUCGAUCAAGGUGCAUGGAGAUGUUCUCUACGGCGGCAUCGCUUCCUCAGCCCCUAUCAAGGUAUCUGUGGGCUAUUCCGAAUGGUAUAAUCCGAUUCAGAAAUAUGCACCCCAGGAUUGUGUAACGAGAAUCAACAACAUCGUCGACAAAUUUGACUCACUUAUCGCGAAGAAUAAUACUAAGGCGAUCAAUGAAUUCAAGGCUCUGUUUGGGUUUGAGAGUCUGACCGACAAUAGAGACUUUGCAACUGCCAUCGCAGACCCAAUUGGAAAUCCAGGAUUCUAUCUCUCAAGUACAUGGCAAGAACUGAAUUGGAAUUCUACAUAUGGCUCAAGAGAUUUCUUCUAUUUCUGCGGAAAUGUUUCUGACAUUGAUGCUCCUGAGGAAAUUACCAAGGUGGACUACGCGAUGGCGAAUUAUACUGACGGCGAACCUUGGAUUGGCCUCGGUGGCUAUGCCAAUUAUGUGAAGACCUACACACGCCCGUUGUGUGCCUCAGGGGACUAUAACGCCAAUGGAUGUUGGGGAACUCAAAACGCUUCGGCCUGGGCUGAUAUAGAGAACACUUCUACACGCUCAUACCUGUACACAAGUUGUGUAGAACAGGGUGCGUAUAUCGAUGCGCCAAAAGAAGGACCGGCCUUGUUGUCUCGUGUUGUUGAUACAACUUACGAGCAGCAGUGGUGCACUUGGGCAUUCCCCCCUGGGAAAUAUAACUCGAUUCCUUCUACGCCAGAUAUAGAUGCAUACAACAACUUCGGCGCGUUCAACCUUACUGCCGAUAGACUUGCAUUCAUCGAUGGAGAUCAAGAUGUGUGGCUUGAUCUAUGUUACCACUCUAACUCCGCGCCUGCCCGAACGACAUCUUCUGACCUACAUCCCGAGCUUCUCAUCACAGGCGCGGGACAUCACUGGGACUCGGCCGGUAUCUUGGAUGUGGAGGCCGAACCUCAGUUUAUCCGAGAAGCCCAUCUAUGGGAAAUCAAGACGGUGAAGAAAUGGCUUCAAAGCUUUGGUGAAUGGAAGAAGUCAAAGUACUAAGCCAUGUUGAUGACCGAGUCCUGCAAGCUGGAGAGAGCAGAUGUGUUACCUAAUACAUAUUAUUACUAAUGAGUAGUGCUAGAGCAGUUAAUGAAAGAGACUCGACUCGGUCCUCAA
Messenger RNA from Annulohypoxylon maeteangense, 2356 nucleotides. Its product is annotated as peptidase S28. Bases 647 to 2239 code for a protein of 530 amino acids. The record is from RefSeq and is a predicted model, not a curated record. The transcript has 8 exons. Gene Ontology annotation, molecular function: dipeptidyl-peptidase activity; serine-type exopeptidase activity. Lineage: Eukaryota; Fungi; Ascomycota; Sordariomycetes; Xylariales; Hypoxylaceae. Gene Ontology annotation, biological process: proteolysis.